CUAGAAGAUUCCUUCCGCACCCUGCACUCCUCCAGUAAAGCCUUUCGGGUGUUACAGCGUCUUUUGGAGAAUCACCCACGCAAGGAAAUUGCUCAGCUAUUUGAGGAGCGCUACACUGACAUCCUCGAUCGCUACGAUAAAGAACUGCGUCUAAUUGAAACGACCUUCACUGAGGGCUCGCGAGACUCUGGCCACUUUGCCGCUGUUCUGGGUCCCCACUAUCUCCCUCCAGUGUCUUCAGCCAUUUAUUGGGUUCGAAACCUUCAAGUUCGUAUCACCUCACCGAUGUUGAAGAUGUUAAAUAUUAGACGUCUCAUGGAAAGUGACCGGGGGAAAGAAGUGCAGGACCACUACCUCUGCCUUGUUAAGCGUAUGACAUGUUUCGAAGAGGGUCUAUUUAACGGUAAGUUCAACUUUGAAGUGGAUUUCGGCAAUGAAUUGGUACAAAUAAUGGAAGAAACAAAGUUCCUUCAAUUGCUUGGUUUUCCUGUUCCUGAUAUGGCCUGCUGUGUCGCCUUGAGAGAGAAGGAACUCCUUCGCCAACGGAACGAGCUAAGCGAUUUGGCAGAAGUGGUGCGCACCACACUGGGUCACCUGUCCAUGGUGGAGGUGGCCACAUUGGAAGAUCACAUUGUGAAAUUGCGAGCCACUUUGGCUCCAGCCUGGAAGCAAUUGAACUGGACCAGUCUCAUCAUUGACUCUUACUUGACCAAGGCAAACGAAACCUUUGAUCACUUCUGUAGUGUUUACCUCCAACAAAUGGCAGAUGCACGAAUGCGAGACUUCGAGGAGCUUGCAAGAAAGCAUACCGAAAUAAGCACUCUCCUUUUGAAUCUGGAGAGGACUAUAACUGACAAGGCGGCUACUGGGAGAGAGCCAAAGAUGGUCUACUUAUAUGAGUACUGGGAACGGCGCUGCUUCGACACUGUUCAUCAGAUGCUGGCUGAAAAUCUGAGGAGGUACCUUGAUACCCUUCAAUUUCCAACCCAAACCCUGUUUGGAGUGGAUUUAAUGCUCUCCGGUUGUGAGGUUGUGAGCUCUCCACAGCCCACGGAAUUCUACCAACACCUAAUUCAGACAUACAAUCCCUUACCUAGUCGGCCAACAGAUUUCUUCAGAUUAAGUGAUCAUCGUCUACAAGAAGAAGAGAUGGACACUUAG
Messenger RNA from Hydatigera taeniaeformis, 1161 nucleotides. NCBI's taxonomy places the organism in Eukaryota, Metazoa, Platyhelminthes, Cestoda, Cyclophyllidea, Taeniidae. The record is from the annotation of a GenBank genome assembly.